AUGGGCUCACAUUGCAAAUCAUUCUUUGCGAAAUGGAACCGUGGAAGGGUUACUAUCAUUCCGACCUAUGCCCAACUCAAAUCCAUAGUCGCCGAGGAGAAGCUAACUGUCCCCUUCGACUUCAAACGCUUCCUGGAGCUGAUGGGGAUGCACAUGAAGCCCUUCAAUCGCCAGCUCCGCGACGCCUUCAAGGUCCUUAACAAGGAAGCCACCGACUUCGUCUCCUUCUCGGAGCUCCGGUACAUCCUCACCAGCAUCGGCGAGAGAUUGGAGAUCUUCCCUAAUAACUUUGGGGCCGGAGUCGUUGUUGGUGGAGCUGGAGACGAGUUUGCCAGUAUAAAUGCGCCGGCGUCGUUGUUGGAUGGUGUCACACCCUAA
Rosa chinensis is the source of this 378-nucleotide messenger RNA. Its product is annotated as probable calcium-binding protein CML13. The transcript has 2 exons. NCBI's taxonomy places the organism in Eukaryota, Viridiplantae, Streptophyta, Magnoliopsida, Rosales, Rosaceae. The coding region runs from base 1 to 378 and encodes 125 amino acids. Gene Ontology annotation, molecular function: calcium ion binding. The record is from RefSeq and is a predicted model, not a curated record.